This is a messenger RNA of Boleophthalmus pectinirostris (great blue-spotted mudskipper), 1301 nucleotides long. RefSeq lists its product as uncharacterized. Lineage: Eukaryota; Metazoa; Chordata; Actinopteri; Gobiiformes; Gobiidae. The transcript has 2 exons. Bases 18 to 710 code for a protein of 230 amino acids. The record is from RefSeq and is a predicted model, not a curated record.
UCCACAGGUGGGGGAUAAUGUUCUGGCGACCCCAGAAGUCAUCAUCUCUGUGUGAGGAGCUGGACGAGGCUGUAAAGAACUUCCUGUACCAGGGAGAUAAGUCCAGGCUCAGAGAAGAGACACAGCGUCUCUACAGAUACCAGAAGCUCCUGGAGCAGUGGAUCGAGGCUUUCACACGAGAAGAACAUGAUGUCUCUGUCUGGGUUGGAAAGUGUCUGAAGGACGUGUUAACACAGGUCCAUGAUGGCAUCUCCCACCUCAACUGGGUGAAGAGUCUACAGUCCUAUAAAUCUGGGAGGCAGGUGAGGUUCUUGAGACGACUUCUCCAUGAGAACCUGGGAAAGUCAGGACGAUACUUCCUGUACCGGAGAGACGAGGAGAGACUUGGAGAAAAGACACGGCGUCUCCGCAGAUACCGGACGCUGGAAGAACCCGUGGAGAUGUCCUCUCCCUGUGACCCGCCCACCGCCCUGAGCACGACGGGGAGGUUCUACCAGAGCAGCGGUGGAAAGACGAGUCGUUCUCUGUCCGCGCCGAACACCAGGAAGUAUCUGAGGCGUUUGCACACGAGGACAGCAGGGGGCGCACUGAGGCGAGGCAGGAGCAGACUCACAGACGCUGGACUCAGACUCUGUUCUCAGGUCACACACGACUCUGGUCUCUCUGUGAAACCAGACGACCACAAGAACCUGAGCACCUCCAGAGUCUGACUCCAAACGAAGAGUCAUGAUGAUCAGGUUCACCGAUAAUCGACGUUAUUACAGUCGCAAUAAAACCACAAGACAUUAAAAAUAUAUAUAAUCUGAACCAUUUUAGAAGCAAAAUAUUGAUUCAGUUUGUUCUCCAAAAAAAUACAGUUUGUGUAAAAUGUGUUUUUCUCUGAUUUCACUUUUCACUGUUUGGUCCUGGUGUCAGUGAAAAACACUUAAAUCAUGAUGUUUUUCUCACUAAAAUCAUAAUAACUCACCCUUAUGUCACAGAUAAUACUCCCUACAACUGUACAACAACUCACCCUUAUGUCACAGAUAAUACUCCCUACAACUGUACAACAACUCACACUUAUGUAACAGAUAAUACUCCCUACAACUGUACAACAACUCACCCUUAUGUCACAGAUAAUACUCCCUACAACUGUACAACAACUCACCUUAUGUCACAGAUAAUACUCCCUACAACUGUACAACAACUCACACUUAUGUCACAGAUAAUACUCCCUACAACUGUACAACAACUCGCCCUUAUGUAACAGAUAAUACUCCCUACAACUGUACAAACAACUCACUCUUAUGUAACAGAUAAUA